Molecule: messenger RNA, 180 nt
Organism: Aspergillus melleus
Lineage: Eukaryota; Fungi; Ascomycota; Eurotiomycetes; Eurotiales; Aspergillaceae
Exons: 1
Coding region: 1-180 (59 amino acids)
Source: RefSeq, a predicted model, not a curated record
AUGAUCAAGAAUGUCGCGUUUCCCAAUUUCGACAAAUCGUCCAAAGUCAGCACAUGCUCCAAGGCUGCUGUGCAGAAGGUCGCCGGUGAGAGAGUUCAGAACGACGUCAACGCCCUGACCGGAGGUUGCGUCCAUGAUGGCAGGGAGGAACGACGAAUCGCGCGAGCAGAAAAUGUGUGA